Nasonia vitripennis (jewel wasp) is the source of this 445-nucleotide messenger RNA. RefSeq lists its product as uncharacterized. The annotation marks the transcript as partial. Lineage: Eukaryota; Metazoa; Arthropoda; Insecta; Hymenoptera; Pteromalidae. The record is from RefSeq and is a predicted model, not a curated record. The transcript has 2 exons.
UGAGCUGUAUGAGGAGCGUGAAGAAAUCAAACGCACGCUGCACAUCAUGAAAAGUUCACCUUCCAUCGGCCCCGUCAAUUACUACAUCCCUAAGCUUGGGGAUGUAUGUGAAGUGUGUGCGCGGGUGAUGAAGCGUAUGACCAUACGCACACGCUGGACGUACUGCACGGAGUGCAGGGCGCGACGCUGUACGACGUGCAGCAGAAGAGAACUGUGGUGUUGCAGCGUAGGAACAGAUAAGAGGGAGGAGACGGAGGUGGUUGCUGAGGAGGUGAUGCAGCAGCAGGAGGUGGUGCAUGCCGAUGAAGAUGCUGCUAUGCUAGAUCUUGUGAAAAGAGAGGAGCAGCAGGAGGAAGCGGAGAUGCAGCAGGAGGAAGCGGAGUUGCAGCAGGAGGAAGCGGAGGGUGAUGAAGUCGAUACGGAGAUUGAUAUAGGCGAAGAAUUU